This is a messenger RNA of Penaeus chinensis, 672 nucleotides long. RefSeq lists its product as uncharacterized. The transcript is spliced from 3 exons. NCBI's taxonomy places the organism in Eukaryota, Metazoa, Arthropoda, Malacostraca, Decapoda, Penaeidae. Bases 1 to 621 code for a protein of 206 amino acids. The record is from RefSeq and is a predicted model, not a curated record.
AUGGGCGCCUCCGCGCCCGUGCCCGCCCACGGUGGGUACCCUGGGAACAAAAAACGGGAAAAAAAGGGAAACCCCGUGGACGGACACGAAUACGUCACCCUCGAGGAGAUCAACCGCAUCGGCGACGAGUCCAUGCGCAUCCUGACCGACCUCGCCCAGGGACACUUCGAGCGGCGCCGGGGCCCUCCUCUCCACGCGCCCCAACAGACCUUCCGCCGUCGCCAGCAGCAGGCGUAUGGCGGGGAACAGCAGCAGCAGCAGCCACAGGAGCAGCAGUACCAGUACGCCCCUCAGCCCAGCUACGAGCAGGGCCAAGAGCUGUUCACGCAGAGCUACGCGACGCAGGGAGCCGAGGGGGAGUACGACCCCAGCACGGGCGCCGAGGGACACCCUUACCGCUUCAGCCUGACCGACGAGGUUCAGCGGGCAGGGCAGGGCGAUGCGGACAGCCACCAGCAGAAGCAGGAGAGACCCAAGGGCGGCUACAGCAGGCACAACCUCGGUUACCUGUAUCCGGGUGCCGAGGCCGAGGAGGACGUCGGGAGCCCAAGGACGAGCCAAGACGCCCCCCUCAAGAUGACCGAGGAGGACUUCCCUUACAAGUUCCACAAGGAGGACUAGGGUGGGAGGAGAGGGGGAGGGGGAGGCUUGCGGGGGCUGAGGGACUGGGAG